AUGGCAGACGUGGAACCAGAACCAGUUGUGGAGGAGCAUCAUACGCUUGCCACUGCUCCUCCUAGCUUCUCUUUUGAAUUCGAUUCCAUCUCGAUCCCUCCUCCUCCCUUUUGUGAUAACUUGUACAAUUAUAGCUCCGAUCAGGCUCUACUUGAGAACUCCAUCUCCGAUCUGAGGUUUUUUAUUGACGGGGACGGUGACUUGGAGUUGACUUUUGAUUGUGUCGACGACCUCUACUUUCCUCCUGAGAACGAAUCGUUCGUCAUUCCUGUUGAUACUACGAACCGUGAGAUGUCCGGUGACUUUUCGCCGGUGUUGGGAAUCUCAGGCGAUUGUGGAUUGUCUACUUCAGGCUGCUGCAGUGGAGAAUCGCCUAUGGAUUCCGAUUGCUCCGGUACUGGGCGGAGCUUGAGUUUAUCGACUCAGGAUUCGGCGAAUUGCGUCGCUGGUGUCUCGGAAGCUACAAUUGCGUCGUCGUCGACUUCACCUAAAUCAGAAAAAGUGAUGGUCGAUCAGGAAUUUAAAGUGACUACGUUUAAGACAUCCAUAACGAAGAGGAAAAAGGAGAAUGAAGAAGAUUCGAGCGAGGAAUCGAGGAAGAAUAAGUACAGGAGAUCGGAUGAAGAUGGUGGUGAAGAAGAUGACGAGAAGAAGAUCGCGAAACUCAUAAGAAACCGUGAGAGCGCUCAGCUUUCAAGGCAGAGGAAGAAACACUACGUAGAGGAGCUACAAGACAAAGCUAAGAAUCUGCAAUCCACAAUAACGGAUUUGAACAGUAAGAUCUCUUAUUUUAUGGCUGAGAACGCCACUUUGAGGCAGCAGGUGGGUCCCGGAAGGGGCAUGUGUCGGCCACGCCAUCAACCGCCGCCACCGUCUGGAGUGUAUCCACCGUUGGCUCCGAUGCCUUAUCCAUGGAUGCCUUGUCCGGCGUAUAUGGUCAAACCGCAAGGCUCUCAAGUUCCUUUGCUUCCUAUUCCUCGGUUGAAACCACAACAAUCGGUGGCUAAGGUGAAGAAGUCAGAGAGCAAGAGAAGUAAAGCUACGACCAAGAAGGUUGCGAGUGUUAGUGCUCUUGGUCUUCUCUUUUGUCUAGUUUUGUUCGGUGCAUUGGCUCCCAUUGUGAAGUUAAACUACGGGAAUGCCUUUUAUGGCGAGUAUGAUCAGCUUAGAGGAAGAGUUUUGGAUGUCAAUGGCCGCUUAGAUGCGUCUGUUAUUAGUAAGAGAGCACAUUGUGGGAGAGAUUCUGAUCAAGGAGUGGGAAGAAACGUAUCUGCAAGAGAGAACUCUGUGCCUCCUGGAAACGGUGUUGAACCUCUAGUUGCAUCGCUGUUUGUUCCGAGGAAUGAAAAGCUUGUGAAGAUGGAUGGAAAUUUGAUUAUUCAUUCUGUUCUGACGAGCGAGAAUGAAGGAGAAAGCGGCGUAGCACUGCGUUUAUCUGACUCCACAAGGACCGGAGAAAUGUCUAAGCACCUCAAUAGCGAAAAGCGGAAAGCUUUGUCAUCUUCUGGCUCUGAUGGUUCGAAAGACAAACUCAACUCAACAACAGCCAAUGGUGAGAUGCAGCAAUGGUUUCGUGAAGGAGUUGCAGGGCCAAUGUUCAGUUCGGGGAUGUGCACCGAAGUGUUUCAGUUUGACGUCUCCUCAACCUCCGGAGCCAUCAUUCCAGCUACUCAACAGCCCAAGAACACCACUGAUUCACACAAGGGAAAGCAUAACAGAAGAAUCCUCCGUGGUGGUCUUCCUUUAUCCGAUUUCAAUCUAACAAAAGAUCAAAACAGCUCUAGCAAAGAGAGCUUCGGCACAACCAAGCCAGGCCCAUCAACGGUUGUAUCUGUGCUUGUUGAUCCCAGAGAAGGUAGUGAUGGAGACAUCGAUGGUAUAAUGGGAGGAACAAAAUCACUGCCCAGAGUUUACAUAGUCGUGCUUGUGGACAGUGUGAAGUAUGUAACGUACUCUUGCGUUCUUCCAUCACCACAAGUCCCUCAUCUUGUGACCACUUGA
Messenger RNA from Thlaspi arvense, 2001 nucleotides. NCBI's taxonomy places the organism in Eukaryota, Viridiplantae, Streptophyta, Magnoliopsida, Brassicales, Brassicaceae. The record is from the annotation of a GenBank genome assembly.